GGGGUUGAAAGUUCACUGUCACAAGACUUGACCCACUUCCACACCACGUUGCACACGCCUUUAGCUCGAGCCUAAAAAACAAUGGAGAUUCCUGUGUUUACAUUGGAUUCCUUCACAAAUUUACCCUUCAAAGGAAAUCCUGCGGCUGUCUGUCCACUAGUGCACGAGUUGAAUGAUGAUCUGUACCAGAAGAUAGCAGCAGAGAUGAACCUGUCAGAAACAGCUUUCAUCACCACGAUCAACCCAUCAGACACGUUCACAACUGGUUCGAGGUUUCGCCUCAGAUGGUUCACGCCAACAACUGAAGUGAAUUUGUGCGGUCACGCCACUCUGGCCUCUGCAGCAGUGCUGUUCCAGUAUAAAAAGAACGUUAAUCCAAGGUUGGUGUUUGAGACCAAGAGUGGAGACCUGACGGUUACCCAGAAAAAGGAUGGRUACAUCAUGGACUUCCCUCUGAAUCCUCCCACCCAGCAGGAUCCCGAGAACUUCAAAGACAUUAUAAAAGCUGCAGUUGGAAACCUCCCGAUUCAAGGCGUUUUUCUGAGCACGACUAUGAAGAAGCUCAUAAUUCGUCUGUCUGACAGCUGCGACAGGUCUGCAUUAACCGGUCUGAAUGUUGACCCUGCAGCUCUCCUGAGCGUGGAGACAGAYGGACAAAUCAAAGCAUUAAUCGUCACCAUGAAAGGGUCACCGGAUUGUCAGCCAGGAUAUGACUUCUACUCCAGAAACUUUGCUCCCUGGGUUGGGAUCCCAGAGGAUCCAGUUACUGGUUCUGCACACACAGUCCUGGGAAGCUACUGGUCAAAAGAACUUGGAAAAAAGAAGAUGCUGGCUUACCAGUGCUCCAGCCGAGGCGGGGAACUGGAACUUGAAGUGCGAGACGAUGGAAGGAUCAACAUCGCAGGAGAAGUCGUCACUGUGCUGCAGGGAAUAAUCAGACUAUAAGAAAUAAAACAAUUCAGAAAGUCCUCAUGUAUUGAAUGAAACCGAAAUAAAUGAAACAAUUUUAAAAAAGGUAAAGAUAA
This is a messenger RNA of Austrofundulus limnaeus, 1025 nucleotides long. RefSeq names its product phenazine biosynthesis-like domain-containing protein 1. The record is from RefSeq and is a predicted model, not a curated record. Bases 82 to 945 code for a protein of 287 amino acids. Gene Ontology annotation, molecular function: isomerase activity. Gene Ontology annotation, cellular component: cytoplasm. The transcript has 10 exons. Lineage: Eukaryota; Metazoa; Chordata; Actinopteri; Cyprinodontiformes; Rivulidae. Gene Ontology annotation, biological process: biosynthetic process.